AUGUCAUCACCAUCCUCACCACCACCAUUAGAAUCUGUUGACAAAAAAAUGCCUACAUUGAUUCCUUUUGACAAAGUCCCCAGGACUGUAGUAGUGUAUCCCACUAACUGUUGCUUUGCUUGUGGUGAAAAACCUCUAAAUUUGACCAAGGAUAGGACAAGACCUUCUGAUCCUCGGACUAAAGCUGUUCCACUUAAAGUGACCAGAAACCAUCCGUACUAUAACUACAUUGUGCCUCCAUUUCGACCACCACCACCACAUCCACCUCUAGGAAGUUUACCAGCACCAACUCGACCACCACCAACUCGACCACCACAUCCACCUCUACAAAGUUUACCACGACAGCCACCAUCAUCAUCAACACCAUCUUCUGCAAAUAGUAAGAAAAAAGGUUAUUAUGAACAACCAGCAACAUUGGUUUUUGGAGAGUCUGAUGAUCUACGGCUAAAAGUAAAAAAAGUUUCGAAUUUUUUAUUUGCUCAUAAUAAAUAUAUUAAUCGCAAAGACAAAGAGAUAAUUGUAUCCAUUUUGCUAGAGCUUACCAUUAAGGCAUUCAGCAAGUAG
Panonychus citri (citrus red mite) is the source of this 564-nucleotide messenger RNA. RefSeq lists its product as uncharacterized. Lineage: Eukaryota; Metazoa; Arthropoda; Arachnida; Trombidiformes; Tetranychidae. The record is from RefSeq and is a predicted model, not a curated record. The transcript has a single exon. The coding region runs from base 1 to 564 and encodes 187 amino acids.